GCCGAGCCGCGGCCCAUCUCAAUAUAUAACUCGAAUUUCGUCCGCCUCCCACCGCCCUCCCUUCCCUUCCCCCCCUCGUCCCCCACCCCUCCCAUCCCCGACUGACCCUCCUAAGCCGUAUCUCGUACACCUCGCCGCCUUAUCGCACCGCUAUGCAGAAGCCCACGCUCACGAAUGUGCAUAUCCGGUCUGCUGACGAUGCCCACAAGGUAUUCUACGCAGUCCAACUCGGUCUUCUGACCAAGAUCGAGAAGCGUCUUGAUGCGCACGAGCGAGCCGCGCUGCGACCUGGCGACGUGUAUGUGUGGGAGAAGAAGGGUCCGACCGGGGAUGCUUUCUCCGUCAGUAUGGAACGCUUCACGGAAGGCAAAUCAUGGACCGCGUCGCGUGUCCGCGAGGACUUUCUCAUGUACUUUGAGAACAUCCAGAAACCGAAGGGAAAAGGUGGACCUGCACAAAAAGCCAAAUCGUCCGAAAACAUCGUUGUGCGGCCAGGCGAGCACGAUCAGUACAUAAAGCAAACAUAUUCCGUGUACCGCAACGAGCCGGAGGACCAGCAGGACAUGGCUGGUCCCGAUGGGAAGCCUAGAGAGCCGCGGAAGUGGCACCUCAAUGCGUACUUCACCAAGCUAACAGAGGGCACGCUACAAACCAUCGACGAUAUUCCGAUGCUGCGAGACUUGGUUGUACCGGAAGGCAUCUUUCGUAGCGCUCGCACGAGCAAAGCUGGCAAGAAGGGCGAGCCGUCUAAGGUGUCCAGCUCGAGCAAGCGCACUUUCGCGCCAUUCCCUUCCAAUUACCGCGCGCAUCAGGCGAUGCAACCAGCGUACGAACCCCAGUCCGGACCACCUGUGGCGCCAACGUCAUCUCCAACAAACUGGUCUACAUCGUCCUCCUCGACGCCGCAUUUCCAGUCGCAUUACGGACUACCUCCGCCUCCGCCAGCAACCACAACAGCCCCAGCCUCAGCACAACUACCAGGUCCUUCCUCCGCUUUCGCAAGCGGUACCUCCUCCUGAAACUGUUUGCAUGAUACCCGAUCCAGAUGAUUUCGUGGCUAGACCAACCACGUCGCCGGAGGUGAU
Laetiporus sulphureus 93-53 is the source of this 1085-nucleotide messenger RNA. RefSeq lists its product as uncharacterized. The transcript is spliced from 5 exons. The coding region runs from base 153 to 1019 and encodes 288 amino acids. Gene Ontology annotation, molecular function: DNA binding. NCBI's taxonomy places the organism in Eukaryota, Fungi, Basidiomycota, Agaricomycetes, Polyporales, Laetiporaceae. The record is from RefSeq and is a predicted model, not a curated record.